AACCCUGGUGAACUCCCGGCAGCCCUCGCGGCGGAAGGGUCCUGGCGAGGCCGCAACGUGCGAGCCAUGCCCAAGUCCAAGCGCGACAAGAAGGUUUCCUUGACAAAAACCACAAAGAAAGGUUUAGAAGCCAAACAGAACUUAAUAGAAGAGCUGCGGAAAUGUGUGGAUACCUACAGAUACCUCUUUAUUUUCUCUGUUGCCAACAUGAGAAACAACAAGCUAAAAGACAUCAGAACUGCCUGGAAACAUAGCAGGAUAUUUUUUGGAAAAAAUAAGGUCAUGAUGGUGGCCCUGGGCCGAGGUCCAGCCGAUGAGUACAAGGAGAACUUGCACAAGAUAAGCAAACAUCUGCGAGGUGAAGUUGGUCUCCUCUUUACCAAUCGUACCACAAAUGAAGUGAAUGAAUGGUUCUCAGAGUUCAAAGAGAUGGACUUUGCCCGUGCAGGUAACAAAGCACCAUACACAGUAAGUCUGGACAUGGGGCCCCUGGAGCAGUUUCCCCACUCCAUGGAGCCUCAGUUACGACAGCUGGGACUGCCAACUGCUUUGAAGAAAGGAGUGGUGACACUGCUUUCAGAUUAUGAAAUCUGUAAGGAGGGGGAUGUCCUGACUCCUGAACAGGCUCGUGUGUUGAAACUGUUUGGCUAUGAGAUGUCAGAAUUUAAAGUGACCAUCAAAUGUGUGUGGAACUCUGAGACAGGAGACUUCCAGCAGCUGGCCAAAGACACAGAAGAACUAGAGGAAAUGGAGGAAGAGGAGGAGGAGGAGGAGGAUGACUAGUACAAGGCUACUGAAGGACACAAGCGACAGUGUUGUUCUGUUUUAGGGACGAUCAGUAGAAGCCUACGUUUCUCUCCCAGUUGGAGCAGGAUGAAAUUGACCAUCUCGGACUUGUUAUCUAUCACGGAAGUUGCAAUUAAAUUUUAUAUAAAAAAUUACAAUUUGGACACUUUCAGUACAGCUCAUCACUGCUUGGAUGGGAAACCCUGAGAGAGAGACCUUACAGAAUCUGAGGACAGGGUAAAGAUCAUGUGGAAAAUGAAACCUUUCCCUAUAAAUCUA
Molecule: messenger RNA, 1065 nt
Organism: Gavialis gangeticus (Gharial)
Lineage: Eukaryota; Metazoa; Chordata; Crocodylia; Gavialidae
Gene: MRTO4
Product: MRT4 homolog, ribosome maturation factor
Exons: 8
Coding region: 67-783 (238 amino acids)
Biological process (GO): rRNA processing; nuclear-transcribed mRNA catabolic process; ribosomal large subunit biogenesis
Cellular component (GO): nucleolus; preribosome, large subunit precursor
Molecular function (GO): RNA binding
Source: RefSeq, a predicted model, not a curated record